CGGACGGCCUGCUCUGAGGGAGAAGGAAGCCGCUCCGCCGGAGCUGCGAUGGGGAUUUGAACGCACCUCCGCGCAGAAGACAGCGCCGCACGGCCCGGCUCAGAGCGCAGCGGGCGGGUCCGCGUCACUUUAACCACCCCGGUUUGGAUGUUAACUGAUCGGAUUCGGCCUGCUGAUUGAGCGGUUGGUUUGGUACGUGGUUGUUGCUUCGAGCUGGAGGCCAGGAGAGCAAGACGACGUCUGCCCGGGCUGGUGCUGCUGUAAACAGAGGGUCGCCGUCUGUCGGUUCCCGUGGAGAGCGGAGCGGAGCCUGCAGGGACCUGCUGCUGCUGUUGCUGUUGCUCUGUUGUGUGUUUUGUGCGCUUCUCUCCGCGGCUGGACUCGAUUACACACGUUACACACGGGAUUAACUGAUUAACGCUCCGGUACCGGGGAGUUGGAUGUGUGUUUUGCCCCGCAGGAGUCACCUGGAGUCCGGGCGGAGAGACGGGGCCGAUGGCGCAACGGUAUGAAGACCUGGCCCACUAUGGGCUGGAGGGGGUGGGUGGGGUGUACGGAGACCCACACCACCAUCACCACCACCAUGCCACUGCUGCCCGCUCUCUGCAGGCUGUGCACCUGGCUGCAGCUGCCGCUGCUGGUCAGUACCCUCCACACCAGUACGCCCAGUCCACCCACACCAACAACAGCAUGGCCGCCACAGCUGGGGACGCCGUCAAGAGGGACAAAGACGCCAUUUAUGGACAUCCUUUAUUCCCUUUGCUUGCACUGAUUUUUGAAAAAUGUGAAUUGGCGACCUGCACGCCGAGAGAGAGCGGUGUGGCUGGAGGAGACGUCUGCUCCUCAGACUCCUUCAACGAGGACAUUGCUGUCUUCUCCAAACAGAUUCGAUCAGAGAGGCCUUUAUUUUCAUCAAACCCAGAGCUGGAUAAUUUGAUGAUCCAGUCAAUACAAGUACUGCGCUUCCACCUCCUGGAGCUGGAGAAGGUUCAUGAGCUCUGUGAUAACUUCUGUCAUCGAUACAUCAGCUGUCUGAAAGGGAAAAUGCCGAUCGAUCUGGUUAUAGACGACAGAGAUGGAAACAAGUCAGACAGUGAAGACUUCAUCAGGUCAUCAGGGAAUAACAUUGAUCAGAUUUCAUGGAGCAGAGAUCACGACGACGCAGCAUCGAUUCGAUCUGCCGGGACGCCGGGGCCGUCUAGCGGUGGACACACAUCUCACAGCGGCGACAACAGCAGCGAACAAGGUGACUGCUUGGAUAACGGCAUGGCGUCUCCCAGCACAGGGGAUGACGACGACCCCGACAAAGACAAACUGCACAACAAAAAAAGAGGCAUCUUCCCCAAAGUGGCCACCAACAUCCUGAGAGCCUGGCUUUUUCAGCACCUGACGCACCCGUACCCGUCAGAGGAGCAGAAGAAGCAGCUGGCUCAGGACACCGGCCUCACCAUCCUGCAGGUCAACAACUGGUUCAUCAAUGCGAGGCGACGGAUCGUUCAGCCCAUGAUCGACCAGUCCAACAGAGCAGUGAGCCAGGCAGGACCGUACGGCCCAGAUGGUCAACCAAUGGGUGGCUUUGUUAUGGACGGACAGACGCACAUGGGAAUCAGACCACCUGGUCCUAUGGGUGGUGUGGGGAUGGGGAUGGGUGUGGAGGGACAGUGGCACUACAUGUAGCACCAACACCACCACCCUGCAGCCAGAGGACCCGCCCAGUGUCCCAGGAAACCACCGACUCAGCAGGUCUGCAGACCUCUUUGGCAGGCGUGAAGCAGGACCUCACGCCUCCUCACCUGUCCUCCCCUCAGCCCCUCUACCCCUCUGGGCAUCUACCUGGCCUGAUAAGGAAACACCUGACAGCCGCCUCUACUCCAUAGCCACCGGAGGUGCUUUGAAAACUUAACAGCUGAAGCACAAAAACAAUGAAAUGUGGCGACACAUGGAGAUUCUGGAAGGAAUCAAAAACAGCUGCGUGUCAUAACUGAUGACACUUGGAAGGAUUUUUUUUGGAUCAGGACACAAACGUCGACGUGGCAUCUCUCGAUAAUUUCCUGAUCAUUUGGUGGUCAUGCAACAGACUGAACCUUUUGUUCCCCUACAACGACAUUUUGACACCAGCAGAGCAUCCUUCUCCUCCUCUCCUCCUCUCCAGCAGUUGAACACAUGAUGAAGCUGAUGUCUGUAUUUCCUGAGACGUUCUUUUGAAACAGGACAUGACUACAAACCAUUUUUCAAGAGACUGAAUCUCUGAAAAAUGGCCGGCAGAAGUCACACGACCGAGCGCUGCUUACCAUGGACUCUCGGAGGACGAGAGACAAGUCGUUACAAGUGCUCCGCUGUGCCUUUUGCAUAAAAUACUGUUUUAAAGGAAUGGACUUGUACUGUUUCACUUUUCACACUGUGUGUGUUUCUCUUUUUUCAUAGACUUCUGUCUUCCCUCGAGCCCCGCAAACCUUUGACUUCUGAAAUAAAAAAGUGAAGCAAGUUUGUCCCUUGA
Molecule: messenger RNA, 2497 nt
Organism: Larimichthys crocea (large yellow croaker)
Lineage: Eukaryota; Metazoa; Chordata; Actinopteri; Sciaenidae
Gene: meis1a
Product: Meis homeobox 1 a
Exons: 13
Coding region: 496-1677 (393 amino acids)
Biological process (GO): regulation of DNA-templated transcription
Molecular function (GO): DNA binding
Source: RefSeq, a predicted model, not a curated record